Molecule: messenger RNA, 3379 nt
Organism: Saccoglossus kowalevskii
Lineage: Eukaryota; Metazoa; Hemichordata; Enteropneusta; Harrimaniidae
Product: protein dispatched homolog 1-like
Cellular component (GO): membrane
Molecular function (GO): transmembrane transporter activity
Source: RefSeq, a predicted model, not a curated record
ACUAUGCUUGCUAUAUGAUUUAAAUGAUUAUUACGCCAAUUAUGAUGGCAGAUAUUUCGGGAAAAGGCACGAACGUGGGGUGAAUGGAGUACUUGAUACAUCAUAACAACAAUGACCUCUGUAUUGACGUCUUCUUCAUCGGCAGCGUUGCAUUCAUCUGGCACGCGCACGGAGGCCACGGAGAUAUGGGAGCUUCGGGAGCCGAAUAAGAGAAGUUCAAAUGGGGGAGUUGUGAAUCCUGUAGCGAUACGUGAAUAUCCCGAAACCUCGCGUCGACUUCCUGGCAUAACCGAAAGACCUAACCAAUCAACAACAGCCGCUACUAAAGGGCACAAACAGCCGUUAGCAUGGUGCGAAUUUAUAGUCAAACGUCCAAAAAUUGCUUUUGGUGUAACCCUGUGUUGCAAUUUUUCAUUUUUUCUCCUAACUAUCAUACUAGUCGUGUCUGGACAAAAUGUUUUCCCGACUGUUUUUACUGAUUUGCCGCUACAGCUAAAAUACGACAACCAAUGGUUACGGUUCAUGGCAUGGCAGGCCAGGGACAAUAAUUUCACGAGAUAUGUCCAUACUGUCGACAGUUUGGGUUAUUCCGCCGGUAUUCGUUCAACUUUGUACCAAGGAAUAAUCAUCGUCUACGAAUUGCCGGGUGGUAAUGUGCUGAGCAAGACGAGUUUAGAAGCAAUUCGUGACUUGGAAAACGAACUGACUGCUAAACCUGGUUAUGUCGAUUAUUGUCAACUCAACAGGCUUGGCAAUUGCAUUAAACCGAUAUCAAUCGUUCGCUUCUUCGACGGUACAUACGCAGCGCAGCACCCGGUGUUCAACGAUACGAAUUUCCAAAACAUCCCUGCGGUGUUAGCGGCAGCAAAUUCGGUGCCUAAACUUCGUAACAUGCUCCAGUUUCACCUUGGAAAAGACUCGGUGAUCGACGAGGUCAAUAGCAUCGCGAUGUCUUCCUUAACUCGGUCCAUCAUCCCACAUGGCUUGCCAUUAGAAAAUAUGUCCGAUGAAAAAGAAAUGACCAAAAUUGUAGACAACUUCAUCACAUCCACAUACGAAUCACGCCUACAAGAACUGAACAGGAACGGCUAUGGCGGCUUGCGGAUAUUCUAUAACUCACGAUUACUUUGGCAGAAUGCAGUUAACAAACAAGUAGAAAAGGAUCUAGUUUUAGUGGCAGGAAGCAUCGCUUUUAUAUUUGGUUUCAUCUGGUUCCAAACUAAUUCCCUUUGGAUAACAGGAUUUGCAGUUCUCGGCAUCAUUACGUCCUUUUUCUGUGCUAAUCUAAUCUACCGGUACGUGUUCGAUUUUCACUUUUUUGGCGUAUUUCACAUUUUAGCUAUCUUCAUUAUCCUCGGCAUCGGGGCUGAUGAUCUGUUCGUUUUUAUGGACACGUGGCGAGCUACGGAAUUUGUGGAAUACCCAGGCCUAGAAUACAGGCUUUCUGAUGCCUACAGACGAGCUACGGGAUCCAUGUUGGUGACGUCACUUACUACAUCUAUUGCUUUCUUCGUGAACGCAGUGUCCCCUCUUCUCGGCGUUAGUACAUUCGGGAUAUUCGCGGGAAUCCUCGUACUUGUCAACUAUAUCACCGUGAUCAUAUUUUUUCCAACAGUAGUGAUCACCUACCAUCUGUUUUGGCGCGAUUUCCUUUGGUGCUGUCACAGGCCCUGCAUAAAACGCCCAGUAACCAAUGAGAGUAUGGAAGUCCUGAAUGAGCAACGAAAUAAACAAAAAAACAUCGUUGUAAGAUUCUUCGUUGGACGUUACUACAGAUUCGUAACACAUAAAGUGAGUCGCUGGAACAUAAUUCUCAGUUUCGCCGUUUUAGUGGCCGGGUUUGGUUAUUCUGCAUCUCUGCUUGGACCACAAGAAGAAGGGGUUCAAAUUUUCAAAGAUGGUAGCAACUUCAUAGAAUUUGCGAAUAGGCGCAGAGACUCUUUCAAACCAAGCAUGAAUGAUCGUGUGUCUAAUGUGAAUAUAAUCUGGGGAUUGAAAAACCAAGAUUUAUCCAGAUGCCACCACACCGAUUACGAAUGUCCUGGAGACACAAUUUGGGACGAUAGUUUCGAUCUAAAUCCACUACCUGCCCAAGCUGCAUUGUUGAAGUUUUGUGACCGACUUCAAGGGCUGACUGACAAGGAAAUCGAUGAUCUUCACGUACGUCGUGAUCUUGUGACUGGUCGUCCCCAGGUCAAGUGUUUUAUUGAAAACAUGGAUACAUUCUACAAGAAUAUAACACGUGUCAAUGGCUCAACCGUGAACUGGAGUUUGCCGACCAGUGAAACCAAGAUACGCUCACUGAUGGACGCAAAUCCUAGCAUCUUUAAUACGUCCCAGCUACAUAACACAUAUUAUCGAUACUUUGAGACUGGACUUGGUUUCUGGCUCACACGCGGAUACACAGGAAGAGCUAACCCUGAUAAUGAGGCUUUCCAAAAUUACAUUGGGGAACAAGAGGACCCAAUGGACACGCUGAGCACAUUGACUGGGAAUGACAAAUACGGAACUCGAUUACGCUAUGCUGCAAUAUCCGUGACGACAACGUUAAUGUUCGGGAGUAUUGGUUACAACGACGGAAUUCCUAUUAUCGAUGCUUGGGAACGUUUUAUUAACACCGAGAUGGCGAAGAUGCCUCCAUCAGUUUCAAAUGGUUUCCAGUGUACCUGUGAAGGCAGUUUUAAUUUAUGGCACUGGAUAAAAGUACAAAAAACGCUAGCCGACUCAGCCAUUAAGGGGAUUAUAUAUGGAAUAGUUUUAGCUUUUCCAGUUCUCGUCAUAGCAACACAGAACAUUAUCUUGGGCACCAUGGCAACCGUAUCAAUCGCUCUUACUACGGUGUGCGUGGUGGGCGUCAUCCCCAUGGCAGGAUGGAAACUUGGUGUUUUGGAAUCGUUAAAUCUGUCUAUCAUCGUUGGUUUAGCCGUCGACUACGUAGUUCAUCUUGCUCAGGGAUAUCACCUAUCACAGAAGGAAGAUCGUCUUGGAAGACUACAAGACACACUGGAACAUGUCGCCGUGUCAGUCGUUUCUGGGGCCGCCACCACGCUUGGGGCAUCACUGUUCAUGCUCUUCGCUCAAAUUAUAUUUUUCAUGCAGUUUGGUAUCUUCAUGUUUGCCACCAUCGGUUUCUCUCUGGUCUUCUCACUCGGCCUUUUCACCACACUUCUGGGGAUUAUGGGACCCCAGGGACAGACGGGUUCUCUAGUACUUAUCUACAAUUGGAUUAUUGGUCGGAAAAACGGCGACGUUGAGUGUACCACUUGUGACGGAAAGGGGUACCAUGAUCCGAAACACUAUGACGUACGAUCAGUAGCUCUCAGUCCGAUCAACAGCCCGCUGAUUAGCUACAGACCAUCAUUAUGAAUAACCUUUUCAC